CUGUGGGUGGAGACAGCAGCUGUCUGCCAUCUAAUACUGAAAACUCGCAAUCCCACUGUUACCGCCCUGCAGUGCUGUUGUCAUUCACAUAAACAGUACUGACUUUGGAUCUGUAACGUUUCACCAUGUGUAGAGGACUUGCAACACUUCCUGCAACAUGCUUAAAAAGCGCCAAAGACAUAAAACAUAAAAUAAGCUUCUUACUCCAGAAGCCAGAAACCCAAACGGCAGAUCAGAGACAGAUAAAAGAGAAGACUGAUGUCGCCGCCGCCGCCGCCGCCGCCGCCGCCGCCGCCGCCGCUGCUGCAAAGAGUACGCCUGCUCCAGCCGAGGUGAAGAAAUGGAAGAAGUCUUUCAGCCACGUGAUAAGCAGUCAAACGGGUCGUACGGUCUUUGGCAACUUCCUGAGUUCAGAGUUCAGCGAGGAGAACUUGGACUUCUGGGUCGCCUGCGAAGAUUACAAGAAGUCUGGCCCGUCCCAGCUGGCGACCAGAGCCAAGCAGCUCUACCAGCAACAUGUUGAGGCUGAUGCUCCCAAUGAGGUAAACUUAGACGCGGCGACCAGAGAGGAAACGAGGCGGAACGUGGAGAACGCCCAACCGUCUUGUUUCGACGCGGCUCAGAAGAUGAUCUACACCUUGAUGGAGAAAGACUCCUACAGACGCUUCCUCAACUCCAAACUGAUCCAGGAUCUGUGUCAGACACAAACCACCGCUGCUAAGGAGAAGAAAUACUCUGACUGUGCCAAGAACAGGCAGGCGUUCACUGGCGGUGCCUAAACAGCAAAACAAACACGGGGGUGAAGAAGGUGCCAAAGACUAAUAAUGUAUGGGAAGGUAAACACUGUUUAAGAUCCGUUUUUGUGUUUAAUGUUUGUAGAAUCGUAAAACCAGUGGUUUCGAAGGUGACUUAGAGGUAAAUGUGACAUGCGGUCAAGACUACAUUUCUGUUUUUAUACUUUUACAUGGCGGUAAUUCCUGGAAGUGGUUGGUAUUCAGUUUGAAGAUGCUACUGUAUCCACACUUGUGCAUAUACCUGAAAAAUAUUCUGAUAUUUCUCAUUUCUGCAUUCACCAUCAGCUGGCUUGGCUAUAUACACACAAUUUAAAGGGGACAUAUCCUGCUCAUUUUCAGGGUUAUACUUGCAUUCUGGGUUUCUAUUAAAACAUGUUGACAUGCUUUUAUGUAAAAAAAAAAACAUUUUAUUUUUCUCAUACGGUCAUUCUGAAUAUACCUGUAUUCACCCUCUGUCUGUCUCUUUAACCCCCCCUCCUGAAAAAGCCCGGUCUACUCUUAAUGGCUUCCGAGAAAAAUAUGGAGCACCUUUGCAAAUCAGCACAAGUUGGUCCAACAGCAGAUGUAUCAUAUUGUUUAUGUUCUCAUCACCUCAAUUGAGUACUUGAUCUAAAACCUGCUGUAUAUGUGAAAGCGUAAUCAUAGUAACAACUGGCUGCGCUGUAAAAACAUGCAAAUGUUGGCUUUGUCUAUGUCUAGUUGGAUUUUUAAGCAACUUUAAUGUUGCAGUAUUGACUUUCUGUUGGAUGUCACAUAGUUACCAAACAGCGGGAGAAAAGGUCAAAUUAUGACUCAUUCCAUCGAUUUUUACCAGUUCCCCUGUAAGUGAAACUGUUAUGUUCAGAUGUUUAUGACUGUAAUUAACGGUACUGAACAGUGGGUUCACUUUUCAUUGAAUAUAUAUAUUUAGUGGCCUUGCAAAAGAAAAUGUUUUAUCCAAAUGUAUACUGUGAUGAUAGGAAACUAGAGAAUGUGUGUUGAUAUUUAUUAAAUGAUGUUGUUGCCCUA
Messenger RNA from Cottoperca gobio, 1802 nucleotides. RefSeq names its product regulator of G-protein signaling 5-like. NCBI's taxonomy places the organism in Eukaryota, Metazoa, Chordata, Actinopteri, Perciformes, Bovichtidae. The transcript is spliced from 5 exons. The record is from RefSeq and is a predicted model, not a curated record. The coding region runs from base 126 to 779 and encodes 217 amino acids.